Molecule: messenger RNA, 1149 nt
Organism: Alternaria ethzedia
Lineage: Eukaryota; Fungi; Ascomycota; Dothideomycetes; Pleosporales; Pleosporaceae
Exons: 3
Coding region: 1-1149 (382 amino acids)
Cellular component (GO): cytoplasm
Molecular function (GO): 2-oxoglutarate-dependent dioxygenase activity
Source: RefSeq, a predicted model, not a curated record
AUGGCUCCAAUCGCAAUCCCCGUUCACGAACACAUUCAGGAGAAGGAUACUGUCCAGCCGCGGAAAGACUCGCUGGGAUUGCCAGAGCCAGCCAGGAAGAGACUCGAGAAGGCGGGAAUCGAUCUGUCGGCCGGCUAUCCGUACAGACCAGCAAAACCACUCUACCUUGACGAUGUGUACAAAAUCAGGGACUAUGAUCGUGAGCACAUCGAUCCGGGUGCCCGAGCCGAUCCAGAGAAGCAAGCGCUGUUUAGUGCUGCGAAGGAAGUCAUCCAUUUGACCUCACACAUCGGAACUGAGAUCGUUGGACUUCAGCUGAAGGACCUUACCGACCAACAAAAGGAUGAGCUUGGUCUUCUGAUCGCUGAAAGAAGCGUGGUGUUUUUCCGUGAUCAGGAUCUCUCGCCUCAAGAGCAGAAGAAGCUGGGCGAGUAUUAUGGCGAAAUUGAAGUCCACCCGCAAGUUCCAUUCGUACCCGGUGUGCCAGGGGUGACUGUUCUGUGGCCCGCUCUGCAGGCGACGGAAGUGCCAGCCAGCUUCCGGAAGACGGGUGGUGCAUCUAGAUGGCACACUGAUCUGGUACACGAACGCCAACCUGCUGGCGUAACCCAUCUCCACAACGAUACCAUCCCCAAGAUCGGAGGUGACACCCUCUGGGCUUCAGGCUACGCUGCGUACGAGAAACUUUCUCCUGCUUUCCGAAAGAUCAUCGAUGGCAGAGAAGCAGUGUACCGCAGUGCGCACCCGUACCUCGAUCGUGACGAUACUAGCGCUGGCCCUAAGCACAUCGAACGCGUUCAUCCGAUCGUUCGUGUCCACCCGGCAACCGGAUGGAAAGCUCUGUGGGUCAACCGCGCCUUCACAGAUCGCAUUGUCGGAUUAGACAAAGCUGAAAGCGACGUCAUUCUCAACUACCUCUUCGAUGUGUACGAAAACAACGUCGAUAUCCAGGUCCGGUUCCGCUGGACGCCAGGAACUUCGGCAUUGUGGGAUAACAGAAUUACAAUCCACAACGCGAGUUGGGAUUAUGGAGGAAUUGAGCCGAGGCACGGAACAAGGGUUACGUCGUUGGCGGAGAAGCCGUACUUUAAGGCCGAUGCACCGACUCGCAGACAAGCAUUGGGCCUCGCAGGACCUGAGGAUGUUUAG